GGAGGAAGCGAGCGGCGGAGCUGCCGAUUGGCCGCGGCCCCUCGAAGGAGCGACUGGGCUUCGGGUCCCGGGGCGAGCCGGGCCGCCUGUUUUCCACGGGAGCCGAGGCCUGGGGCCCGGCCCUCGGCCGAAUGGCGGCUGUGGAUGACCUCAAGUUCCAAGAAUUUGACGAUGCAGCUAAUCUGCUUGCAGCAAAUCCUGAUGCUACCACAAUAAGCAUUGAUGAGCCAGUUGAAAUCCCGAAGAAUCAGCACAGCCGUCGGCAAGAGACAGGGAGAGAAGAAGAUGAUGAAUUACUGGGGACUGAUGACUCCGAUAAAACAGAGCUGCUUGCAGGACAGAAGAAAAGCGCCCCAUUCUGGACGUUUGAGUACUACCAGACGUUCUUCGAUGUGGACACUUACCAGGUUCUGGACAGAAUCAAAGGUUCAGUUUUCCCAGUACCAGGGAAGAACUUUGUGAGGCUGUAUAUCCGCAGCAAUCCUGAUCUUUACGGUCCCUUUUGGAUAUGUGCCACACUCGUCUUUACCAUUGCUGUUAGUGGCAAUCUCUCAAAUUUCUUUAUCCAUCUGGGCAAGCCUACGUACCGCUACGUGCCCGAGUUCAGAAAAGUGUCCAUAGCAGCAACAACGAUUUAUGCAUACGCUUGGCUUGUUCCCCUUGCCCUCUGGGGAUUCUUGAUGUGGAGGAACAGUAAAGUUAUGAACAUUGUGUCCUACUCUUUUCUGGAAAUUGUGUGUGUAUAUGGCUACUCCCUCUUCAUUUACAUUCCCACAGCGAUUUUGUGGAUCAUACCACAAAAAGUGGUGCGCUGGGUCCUCAUGAUAUUCUCCCUGUGCCUUUCGGGGUCUGUUUUGGUGAUGACCUUUUGGCCUGCUGUCCGAGAUGACAACAGGAGGAUUGCAGUGGCAACUGUGGCGACCAUUGUUCUGCUUCAUGCCCUGCUGGCUGUUGGCUGCUUGGCAUACUUUUUUGAUGCUCCUGAACUGGAUUUUCCUGCACCUGUUAUCCCUACUUACAAUGGAACAACAGGAGUAACAAAGAGUCAUUAAGUAUGGUUACAAUGCCCGUUUCUCCAUGUGUACAGUAAUUUUAUUUUAGAUUAUUUUUUUCACUGAAGAACAUGGAAAAUGCAAGAACAGGGGAUGCUUUUUAUAAAAGAAAGGACAGUGAUGCCCUGUGGAUUUAGAGACAUCUCUGUGCUCGCUGCAGACUGACCAGUUCCACAAGGAGAAUGACACGUGGAUCUUGGUCCUGUACAGCAGUCUUUUAUUAAUAUGUCUGCACUCCUGAUGCUACUUUGCCUCUGAAUAAAGUGUUUCGACGGUGAUUUCUGCUUUUAUUCAUGACCCAGUACU
This is a messenger RNA of Cuculus canorus (common cuckoo), 1358 nucleotides long. RefSeq names its product Yip1 domain family member 1 (gene YIPF1). The coding region runs from base 132 to 1052 and encodes 306 amino acids. Gene Ontology annotation, cellular component: Golgi apparatus; membrane. Gene Ontology annotation, biological process: vesicle-mediated transport. NCBI's taxonomy places the organism in Eukaryota, Metazoa, Chordata, Aves, Cuculiformes, Cuculidae. Gene Ontology annotation, molecular function: small GTPase binding. The transcript is spliced from 9 exons. The record is from RefSeq and is a predicted model, not a curated record.